Cylas formicarius (sweet potato weevil) is the source of this 1160-nucleotide messenger RNA. Its product is annotated as toll-interacting protein-like. Gene Ontology annotation, cellular component: cytoplasm. The record is from RefSeq and is a predicted model, not a curated record. Gene Ontology annotation, molecular function: ubiquitin binding; ubiquitin conjugating enzyme binding. Gene Ontology annotation, biological process: ubiquitin-dependent protein catabolic process. Bases 55 to 909 code for a protein of 284 amino acids. The transcript has 5 exons. Lineage: Eukaryota; Metazoa; Arthropoda; Insecta; Coleoptera; Brentidae.
UCUGUGGCCAAGUCCUAGGUGCAAUUUAAAAAGUUCUGGAAGAUAUAGAUUUUUAUGAAUGCGCUGAAUCUCGGUCUUCUCAAAACAAUGUCAUCAGAUGUCGCAGAAAAGAUUAAAGAGAAACGAAAUAGAGUGUUGUUGGGACCUCUGCCCGAUGAUUUCCUACAGUUGCACGUGUCGCCUCAGGAACAACAGGAAGCGGCGGAUAGACAGGCCGCAUUAGCUCUGCAGCAGCAGUACACUUCGGGGUCUAGUCAAGUUCAAAAUCCAGCUGGACGCUUGAGUAUAACCAUCGUCCAAGCCAAGCUUACGAAAAACUAUGGCAUGACUCGAAUGGAUCCUUAUUGCCGUUUAAGGGUAGGACAUGUGAUUUAUGAAACUCCUACCGAUCCCAAUGGAGGCAAAAACCCUCGUUGGAACAAAGUGAUACAUUGUUUGGUACCGCAGGGCAUAAACAGCAUAAAUUUGGAAAUAUUUGAUGAGAAAUCGUUUACAAAUGAUGAAUUAAUUGCCUGGGCACAGAUCCCUAUCCCUCAAGAAGUGUUGGGCGGUCAAACUCAUGAAGAUUGGUACCCGCUUACAGGAAAGCAAGGCGAAGGACAAGAGGGAAUGGUUAAUCUCGUCCUUAGUUAUACUGCAACUGCUUCUUACGUCUAUGCACCUUCAUACCCAGUUAUGAUGGUGCCUAGACUAGACGGUUCCACUGUCAAACCAUUGAGGGUUUACAGUGCACCCCCAGGAGCAGGGGAUCCAGUUCAAGAACCUGUUCCAGUGUUUAAUGAAGCAGACUUAAAACAGAUUGAGGAAAUGUUUCCGAAUAUUGAGAAAGAUGUGAUAAAAACCGUCUAUGAAGCAAAUAGAGGAAACAAAGACACCACGAUAAAUUCCCUUCUGCAGAUGACUGAAUAAAUUAUUCUAUUACUUAUUUUAAUUAUAUAUAAUAUGUUGUUUUUAAAUAUUUAACCUCUUCACAACGCCAAAGGCUUGGGAAAAAAUAUCAAAAUUUGCGCCAUGUAGAAUAACCGAUUUAAUUUUUUUGUGCUUGUGUUAUGAGACAUCUUAAACUUUAAUUUUUGUUAUGUAGUUAGAUUUGCAAUCUAAUACUGUUAAUUUAGUUUUUAAACUAUACGGACUCUUUUUAGUAAAAAUCUUGCAUAUUU